Molecule: messenger RNA, 1887 nt
Organism: Exophiala xenobiotica
Lineage: Eukaryota; Fungi; Ascomycota; Eurotiomycetes; Chaetothyriales; Herpotrichiellaceae
Exons: 2
Coding region: 1-1887 (628 amino acids)
Biological process (GO): carbohydrate metabolic process
Source: RefSeq, a predicted model, not a curated record
AUGGCUGAUACAUACAAAGACGUACCUGUCCGCAAUGUGGACAUCUCGUCCCCUUUCUGGGCCCAUAUGCGAGAAUGUUCACGACAGAAGACAAUUCCCGCUAUCAUCAAAGCGCAAAAGCUUUCAGGCCACUGGCAGUGCCUGACAUGGAAGGAGGGCCAUGAUGCCGAAAUCCAUCCCUUCUGGGACAGCGACAUAUACAAGACGACUGAAGCAGCCUGCUACCAACUCAUGACCAAGGAUGAUCCAACAAUGAGAGCCAAUGUGGAGGAAGCUGUCGAUAUGAUCAGAGCAGCUCAGCAUCCCGACGGCUAUAUCAACUCCUAUUAUACCGUCAACGGCAUCCAAAAUCGAUGGACCAAUCUGCGGGAUAUGCAUGAGUUGUACUGCUUGGGUCACUUGUUCGAAUGUUGCGUCGCCUACGAGACUUUGACCGGUAGUGGUCGACUCCUUGAACCUGUCAUGAAAGCUGUUCGACACAUCGACUCGGUUUUUGGCACGGAAUCCGGUAAGAAGCGAGGCUAUCCUGGUCACCAGGAGAUCGAGAUCGGCCUCCUCAGGCUUUACGAAAUGACUGGCGAUCCUCUACUGCUCAAGGUUGCGAGCUAUUUCAUCCAUGAACGAGGAACCCGGGAUAGCAACGGAGAGACCUACUUCGACCACGAAGCCAAGGCUCGUGGGGAAGAAUAUAAGCACCAUUUCCAUAUGAAACCCUGGUACCGGUUCCCUCGAGACUACGCUUAUCAACAGGCCGAUUGCCCGUUGACCGAGGCGACCGAAGUUCAGGGCCAUGCCGUUAGAGCAAUGUAUUACUUCAUUGCUGCUACGGACCUCUUCCGCCUCAAAGGCGAGAAAGAUAUCAAGACCGCUCUGGACCGCAUGUGGAGAGAUCUUGUCGACACAAAACUCUACGUUACCGGGGGCAUUGGAUCUAUUCGACAAUGGGAAGGGUUUGGCCCUCGAUACUUUCUUGGAGAUACCGAAGAGGGGGGUAUAUGUUAUUCGGAGACAUGUGCAUGCUUCGCGUUGAUUAUGUGGUGUCAGAGGAUGCUGCGAUUGGAUUUGCGUGCUGAAUACGCAGAAGUCAUGGAAGUCGGCCUUUACAACGGAUUUCUCGGAGCUGUCAACGGAGUUGGAGACGCAUUCUAUUACGAGGACGUACUGCGUACCUUUACAGGUCGUCCCAAGGAACGCAGUCGAUGGUUCGAGGUCGCUUGCUGUCCGCCGAAUGUUGCCAAGUUACUGGGCUGUAUGGGCUCUCUCAUAUACUCGUUCAAGGACGAUAUGGUGGCAAUCCACCUCUACAUCGAAAGCACAUUGCGUGUGCCGGACACCGACAUUGUCAUCACGCAGAAGAGCAACCUGCCGUGGUCAGGUGACGUCGAAAUCAAAGUUCAGGGCACGACGGCUUUGGCUCUGAGGAUCCCUUCAUGGGCUGACGACUACAAAUGCUCCGUCUCAGGUGAAGUCCGCAAUGGUUAUCUAUACCUUCCAGCAUCGAAAGAUGCGGAGGUAAAGUUGACGUUCACGAUGAAACCAAGGAAGGUCUUUGCCAAUCCGAAGACCGGAAAGAACGAGGUAUGCAUCAUGCGCGGGCCAUUGGUGUACUGCAUUGAAGAUGCAGACAACGACGUUGACGUUGACAAUGUGUUUCUGACUCCAAGUUCUUUCAAGGAAGGGAAAGCGACCAGCAUUGCUUCUGUACAAGACGUUGUGCCAGUCAUUGCCCGAGGCAAGGAGAUCACGAACGCCAACAGUGUGCCGCUGUAUGGACAGCAACCAUGGGAAUAUGGCGACGAGAAAGAGUUGGUAUUCAUACCAUACUUCCUGCGAGCGAACCGUGGUGGGAAAGGAGGAAUGAGGGUAUGGUGUCCGAAGCUUUCAUAG